CGUAAAAACAACAAUCUCAAAUGGAGUUUUAUCAGUUUUAUUUAACAAAUAAACCUAUGCAGGAUUUCGAAAUGCAGCUUUACUAAAUCUUCAUUAAAAAAUUGAAGUCCCUACAGUGAAAAACAGUGGUUAAGUGUAAAAAGGAAGGUUUCUAUCCAUUAUUUUUUUAUAAGCAAGUUUAGCAUAGUAAUAAAUAAUGUCGCGCCAAGAUGACGAUGUCGACUGUGAUAGAAUAUUAGAUAAUAAAAAUAUAGAUUUGAAUAGUUAUAGGAAGCUGGUCAAGUCUUACAUUGAUUUGCACCUUUAUAGUGCUGCCUUAUUUUGGGCAGAUAAGGUUUUAUCCUUAAGUAAUGGAAGUCCAAAAGAUGUAUGUAUGCUUGCACAAUGUAUGUUUUCUUUGAAACAAUAUCAUCGAGCCGCUCAUCUUAUCAGAAGUCGUGGUCUUGAGAAGAAGGACGUAAUGUGCCAUUACUUGGCAGUAAGGAGUUUGCUUGAAGCGAAUGAAUUCACAGAGGCCUUGCAAGUGAUAAACGAGUUUGAAAUUUGCAAUAAUAUGUCGCAGUUAAGUACCAGUUUUGCAGAUCACGCUAACGUUUUCGAUGCUCCAAAAAAUGUACAAAGUGCUAUUCUUUACGUGAAAGGAAGAGUGUACGAAGCAAUGGACAAUCGAGCAAUGGCAACAGAUUGUUACAAACAAUCUCUUCAGUGUGAUGUUUUUUCAUACCAAUCUUUUGAAGCUCUCGUCCAAAAUCAAAUGCUCUCGGCAGCCGAAGAAAAGGAACUUUUAGAAUCUUUACCUCUCAGUGAGCAGUGCUCGGAAGCCGAAGCUGAAUUCUUACGUCUCUUGUAUGAUAGUAAAUUGAAAAAAUAUCAAGAACCAACAGAAAGUCAAGCGGUCGCUUCUUGCGGAGUUAUGGGCGUUCUCGUUACUGAUCGAUUGAGAGGAAAUCUCGAUAUGCAGGUUUCAGAAGCUGAACGACUCUAUUAUAACUGUGAUUACCAACAGUGUUUCACCCUUACAGAAAGUAUUCUAAAGAAAGAUCCUUAUCACAAUGGAUGUUUACCUGUUCACAUCGCCUGUUUAGUAGAGUUAAAGAAAACGAAUGCCUUAUUUUACAUGGCUCACAAACUCGUAGAUCUCUAUCCGGACAUGGCAUUGGCUUGGUUUGCCGUUGGUUGUUACUAUUUUAGCAUAGGUAAAAGCGAUCCAGCUCGGAGAUAUCUCGCAAAAGCAACAGCCCUCGACAGAUUAUUUGGCCCGGCUUGGUUGGCAUAUGGACAUUCGUUUGCUGUUGAAAACGAGCACGAUCAGGCAAUGGCCGCUUACUUCAAAGCCUCGCAACUCAUGAAAGGUUGCCACCUUCCCCUUUUGUACAUUGGCCUCGAGUGUGGACUGACGAAUAAUCUCAAACUGGCCGACAAAUUUUUCCAGCAGGCACAAAGUAUUGCGCCCAAUGAUCCGUUUGUCAUUCACGAGACGGGAGUCAUUUCUUAUCACAAUGGAGAGCAAUUUUUUUAUAGUUUCAAAACGGCAGAACGACAAUUUAAGGAAGCAAUGAAAAAGAUUCAAUCUGGACUCAAGGACGUCAUUUUGCCUAACAAGUGGGAGGCUCUGCUUAACAAUUUGGGACACGUAUGUAGGAAAAUGAAAAAAUACGAAGAGGCUUUGGAUUAUCACCAGCAGGCUCUGGUGCUUAAUCCACUAAAUCCAUCAACAUACUCAGCGAUUGGAUUUAUUCAAGCGAUGAUGGGAAAUUUACAGGACGCGGUAGAUUCUUGCCACAGAGCUCUGGGUCUCAAAAGGGACGAUACUUUUACCACAACUUUACUAGGGUAUUUAAUGGAGCAAUUAAUCGACGAAUCUCCGGCUUAUCCCGAUGCGCCUGCAGAGACGCCAAAGUAUCAGCCCGUUCAGAAAAAAGCGAAAGAAGCCUCAGAAGAAAAUCCUACGGGUUCUGCAGGACCGCAGGAUGAAAAUAUGGAUAAAUUGAGGGUGAAAUUAUUCUGGGGAGAAGAUUCAGCGAAGACUGAAGACAAUUCUGCGGAAAGAAUAGAACGAUCCCGCGAUUCACUAGUGAAUUAUUCGUCUAGUGAUAUGAGUUCCGAAGUGGAAAUGUUAGACUCGUCGACGGCUCAUAUAGAGUAUAACUGAAUAAAUUAAUUUCUUUAUCAUUGAAAGACUAAUUCGUGAUUUAUAGACUAUCUUUACUUUCUUAUCGAUUUCUUUUACGUGGUUUUUUAACGUCCUUGCUUCUAUUUUCAAUUACUUUUGAAAGUUAAAAAGAAAAAGUUUUAGAAUUGGCUUCCAAACGUUAAACUUGGGAAAAUAUUUUCCGAAAUUUAAAAAACAAUUUAUGAAUUUAUU
Molecule: messenger RNA, 2365 nt
Organism: Belonocnema kinseyi
Lineage: Eukaryota; Metazoa; Arthropoda; Insecta; Hymenoptera; Cynipidae
Gene: Cdc16
Product: cell division cycle protein 16 homolog
Exons: 11
Coding region: 197-2152 (651 amino acids)
Biological process (GO): cell division
Molecular function (GO): protein binding
Source: RefSeq, a predicted model, not a curated record